CGGAAUCAGGAUCUGAUUCGGGAGCAGAAAAUGAGUGUCCAACCACAAUACCUACACGAGGGCCGACGCAAAUGAAUGAAAUAUCCAAACUAAUGGAUCAGGGCAAAAGAGUGGCCCUCGAAGUUAAUGAUAAAGGUCAAUACUGUGGAAAAAGCUAUGCGAAGCUCGUAUCCACUCUAGGAGUCAGAUGUCGGCAGACAAUAGGGUUGGCUUAUAAAAACUGGAAAGAAGUCAACCAGACUCUGAAAAAUAAAGUUUGGAAAGACAUUCAGACGGGGUUCAUUGUGCCGGACACCUUCAAACAUGAUUGUCUCAUCAUAGCUGGGAAGUUAAUGAAAGACUUCAAGAAUAGGAUGACAAAAGACAUCAUAAUGCCCGCGUUGAAAGAGAAUGAUCUGGGACGACUAGCACAAGUCCCUGAAAAGCACCCGGAGAUCGACGCUGCUGAUUGGUGCAAAUUUGUUGAAAGUCGACUAACUCCUGAAUUUCUGGUACGCUAAUUAUAUUAACACUAAGAUAAACUCUUAAAUACAAGUACA
This is a messenger RNA of Cannabis sativa, 539 nucleotides long. RefSeq lists its product as uncharacterized. Lineage: Eukaryota; Viridiplantae; Streptophyta; Magnoliopsida; Rosales; Cannabaceae. The transcript is spliced from 2 exons. Bases 72 to 500 code for a protein of 142 amino acids. The record is from RefSeq and is a predicted model, not a curated record.